GCGGACGGGGUCGACUGUGGAGGGCGCCGAGGGCGUUCGCGGCUUGCUCGGCGGCCCUGCUCUUGGCUUCCGGGCCUUACGCCUUUGCUUCGGGAGUCUUUGUCGGUGGCUAUCGCUUCAGCCUUCCCCGUGUGGGCUCGAGUCGGGUUGCACUGCUGUGAUCCAUCACCUUCUCCUAAAGAUGCAUCCUGACUUAUCUCCACACUUGCACACUGAAGAAUGCAACAUCUUGAUUAACUUGCUUAAGGAAUGUCACAAAAAU
Messenger RNA from Galeopterus variegatus (Sunda flying lemur), 262 nucleotides. RefSeq names its product C-x(9)-C motif containing 2 (gene CMC2). The transcript has 2 exons. The annotation marks the transcript as partial. NCBI's taxonomy places the organism in Eukaryota, Metazoa, Chordata, Mammalia, Dermoptera, Cynocephalidae. The record is from RefSeq and is a predicted model, not a curated record.